UCAGAAUUAUUUAAAUUUUAUUUUCUCAUGUUUUAUUUCCCCAGUUGUUUUUAUAUUUCUUCUGCUUGCUUCUUUCCCUCGCGCAGCCCCAACUACCACAGUGGAUCGAUCAGCACGGAUCGCUAAAGGGCGAUAGCAAUUCUUUUAUUGUUCACCCUCAAAGGAGAAGUGUCCUUCUUGAAACUCAAAAUCAUGUGCCAUCAUCCUAUAGAAGGGUAUUACGACAAACACAAACCGGUGAAGUUAAUUGUAAUGCUCCAUGGGAUGGAAGAUGUCCUCCACCUUCCUAUUUUGAUCCUGCACUUGCUGGGGGUAUUACUGGAGGUGCUGGCAUCAAAGCAAGAUUGUCGGGAGUCGGGAGUUCCCGACAAAUGGUUUGGAGAGGAGGAGGAAGAGUCGUGGCACCAGCUAGUGUAUAGUGGCACUAGCACCAGACUGUUGGUAGUGCCAACAGUCGAAGGAAGAGAAGGGCAGUGA
Messenger RNA from Meloidogyne enterolobii, 477 nucleotides. The record is from the annotation of a GenBank genome assembly. Lineage: Eukaryota; Metazoa; Nematoda; Chromadorea; Rhabditida; Meloidogynidae.